Messenger RNA from Populus trichocarpa (black cottonwood), 2164 nucleotides. RefSeq names its product protein indeterminate-domain 5, chloroplastic. NCBI's taxonomy places the organism in Eukaryota, Viridiplantae, Streptophyta, Magnoliopsida, Malpighiales, Salicaceae. The transcript is spliced from 4 exons. The record is from RefSeq and is a predicted model, not a curated record. Gene Ontology annotation, cellular component: nucleus. Gene Ontology annotation, molecular function: DNA-binding transcription factor activity. Bases 241 to 1884 code for a protein of 547 amino acids.
UAAACAACAAGAGCUCAGAAAGAGUAGAAGCAAAAUAGGUCUAAAGAUUGCUUGUUUUCUUCUCUUCAUCUCCGGAUUGUAGUUGUCCCUUUCUAUACUUUUCUCUUGGUUCUUUGUGGGUUUCAACUUAAUCUUUCCUCUUGGUUCUUUGUGGGUUGUAUCUGAAGGGCUACAAAGGAGAUUUGCUUGCUUUGAAGAAAGAGAGAGAGAAGCUAUAUUUUGCGUAAAUACAUCUUGAAGAUGGCCGCCGCUUCGUCAUCUGCACCUUUCUUCGGCCGGGCAAGGGAAGAACAUCAAAACCAGAUAAUACAACAGCAUUCUUCAACAGCCACUUCCUCUACAGUUCCAACCACAGGACCUCAAAAGAAGAGAAGAAAUCAACCUGGAACACCAAAUCCAGAUGCAGAAGUGAUAGCACUAUCUCCCAAGACUCUAAUGGCAACAAACAGGUUCAUAUGUGAGGUAUGCAACAAAGGGUUCCAAAGGGAGCAAAACCUACAGCUCCACAGAAGAGGACACAACCUGCCUUGGAAGCUAAAGCAGAAGACUACAAAAGAAGUGAAGAGGAAGGUGUAUCUGUGUCCCGAGCCCACAUGUGUUCACCAUGAUCCUUCUAGGGCUCUUGGUGACCUUACUGGCAUAAAAAAGCACUACUUUAGAAAGCACGGUGAGAAGAAAUGGAAGUGUGAGAAAUGCUCAAAAAGAUAUGCUGUUCAAUCUGAUUGGAAAGCCCAUUCUAAGACUUGCGGUACUAGAGAAUACAGAUGUGACUGUGGCACUCUUUUCUCAAGGCGUGAUAGUUUUAUCACACAUAGAGCUUUUUGUGACGCACUAGCUCAGGAAAGUGCAAGGCAUCCUACCAGCUUAAAUACUAUAGGAAGUCAUCUGUAUGGAAAUAACCACAUGAGCUUAGGCUUCUCUCAAGUGGGUUCCCAAAUUUCCCAUUUACAAGAUCACCACCCAUCUGGUAAUAACAUGUUACGGCUGGGCAGUGCUGGGGCAGCCAAUUUCGAGCAUCUAAUCCCUCCACCUAACCCUCCUUCAAUGCCCAUGAUGCCUCCAUCUGGUUUCUUCAUGGGAGAUGCAAACCAAGGGCCAUUUCCAAACAAAUCUUUACAUGGGCUAAUGCAACUUCCUGAUCUUCAAAGCAACACUAACAACCCCUCCUCGGCUUCCAAUCUGUUUAACUUCGGCUUCUUUUCAAAUAAUAGUAACACAGGCCGUACAAGUAACAAUGACAAUGCCAACACUGGAAGCACAACCACAAACUUAGCGAGUCCCGGAUUGUUAAAUGCUACCCAGUUCAACAACGUCAAUGGUGCUGGCCAAAGGACAUCAGUUUUCCCCACCAACAUGAGUGGUGAUCAUGUUGGAUCGGCUAUGUCUUCCUUUUUCAAUACUUCAAUGCAACAAGAGAACAUCACACCGCAUGUGUCUGCCACUGCAUUGCUUCAAAAAGCGGCUCAGAUGGGUUCAACUACUAGCAGCAACAGUCCAAGUGGUUUACUGAGAAGCUUGGGGAGUUCUUCAACAACUGGUGCUAAAUCUAUUAGGCCACUUGUUUCCACCAACUUUGGCAGCAGUUUCAGCAAUGCAAAUGUAGGUGAAAGCUUAGAAACACACAUGGAAAGUGAAAGCCAACUUCAAGGAUUGAUGAAUUCUCUUGCCAAUGGAAGCUCAUCAAUUUUUGGAAAUGAACAGGACAACAGCUACACUGGGUUUGAUAGCUCAAGUUUUAGCAAAGCAGACGAAGGAAAUAUGCAUCAAGGUCUUGCUGGGUCAGAUAAACUGACCUUGGAUUUUUUGGGUGUUGGGGGCAGAGUAAGAAACAUUGGUGGAGGGUUUCCACAAAGACAGCAACAAAAUGGCAUCAAUAAUAUAUAAGCUCCGUUGACCCUGAUAUAUAUAAAGUCAGCACAAGCUUGUCCACCGUUUGCAACGGCAUAAUUACAGUGGACAGCAUUUAAUAAGGAAAAAAAAGGAGAGGCGGUUUAGGUAUGCAUGUAAUAUUUUCUUAAGACUUUAUUUUGCAUCAGGUACGCAUGUAGCAGAUUGAAUAUUCUGUAGAUCUUUUGGCUCCAUUAGGGUUUCCAGCAGCAAAUGUGCACAAGGCUUCGUUAAGCUAGAUUACUGUGUUCUAAUGACCAAUGACUAUGUUUUUUUC